This is a messenger RNA of Ailuropoda melanoleuca (giant panda), 1159 nucleotides long. It is a transcript of the gene PLA2G12A, whose product is annotated as phospholipase A2 group XIIA. The record is from RefSeq and is a predicted model, not a curated record. Gene Ontology annotation, molecular function: A2-type glycerophospholipase activity; calcium ion binding. Gene Ontology annotation, biological process: phospholipid metabolic process; lipid catabolic process; arachidonate secretion. Gene Ontology annotation, cellular component: extracellular region. Lineage: Eukaryota; Metazoa; Chordata; Mammalia; Carnivora; Ursidae. Bases 161 to 733 code for a protein of 190 amino acids. The transcript is spliced from 4 exons.
CCGCCUCCCGGCCAGAGCGCCCGAAAGGGCGGUGAGGGCCCGCCUCCCAGCGCGGAAGGAGGCGUGGGCAUGGUACCGCCGGGGACGCCGAGCCCCGCGCUGGCGUCGCUGCUUAGGGCGCCCCGUGGGCUCCGUGGGGGCACGGCCCGGUGCUGCGCGGAUGGCCCUGCUCUCGUGGCCCGCGCUCGCCUUCGUCGUCGUCCUCUUCCUGUCCGCCUCUCUCCGGUGCCAGGAGCAGGCCCAGACCACCGACUGGCGGGCCACCCUGAAGACCAUCCGGAACGGCGUUCACAAGAUAGACACGUACCUGAACGCCGCCUUGGACCUCCUGGGGGGCGAGGAUGGGCUCUGCCAGUAUAAGUGCAAUGACGGAUCUAAGCCUUUCCCACGUUAUGGUUAUAAACUCUCCCCGCCGAAUGGAUGUGGCUCUCCACUGUUUGGUGUUCACCUUAAUAUUGGCAUCCCUUCCCUGACAAAGUGCUGCAACCAACACGACAGGUGCUAUGAGACCUGUGGCAAAAGCAAGAACGACUGCGAUGAGGAAUUCCAGUACUGCCUGUCUAAGAUCUGCCGGGAUGUGCAGAAGACACUAGGACUAGCUCAGCAUGUCCAGGCCUGUGAAACGACAGUGGAGCUCUUGUUUGACAGCGUUCUACAUCUAGGCUGCAAACCGUAUCUGGACAGCCAACGAGCCGCAUGUCGGUGUCGCUACGAAGAAAAAAGUGAUCUUUAAAGAAGAUGCUGACCGUUGAUGACAGCAGAUAAGGACAGCAGGAUAUAGCCUUUAACGAAGAACUGCUGUUUUUACAGCAUAAAGCUGCCUUAUUUUUGUGAAAGGAUUAUUUUAAGACUUUAUUUUGACAUUAAAACUAAACUAAAGAAAAAAGGGGGAGGUGAUCUUCCUGGACCUUGCUACCUUCAUGUACCAAAUUGUCUUGACCAAUCUCAGAAAGAGGUGCAUGUUAAGGGGAGAAUAUUUUAAAAGAAGGAGUCUGUAAUUCAGUUUUCACAACUGUAUUUACCAAAACAAUGAGGUCAAAUGUAAAAUUGAUCACAAGGUAUGUUGAAUAUCAUCUUACUUGGAAAUAUGGGAAAAUCUUCACUUAGAAGUAUAUGUUUACUUUAAAAUUUUAAAUAUACAUUUAUUCCUGGAAAGAUC